AUGGCGUUUCUGUGGGCAGUUGCCUGCCUGGCUCUUGCCAGCACCGUCUCAGGCUGUGGGGUGCCCACCAUCAGCCCCUCGGUGCACUACAGCGAGAGGAUCAUCAACGGGCAGAACGCGGUGUCCGGCUCAUGGCCCUGGCAGGUGUCCCUGCAGACCCGUUCAGGAUCCCACUUCUGCGGUGGCUCCUUGAUCAACGAGAACUGGGUCGUCACAGCCGCCCACUGCGAAUUCAACCCGUACUCCCACGUCGUCGUCCUUGGGGAAUAUAACCUCAACUCCAACACAGAGUCCGUUCAAGUGAAGACCGUGACCAAGGCCAUCACCAACCCCAGCUGGAAUGCCUACACUCUCAACGACAUCACCCUGCUGAAGCUCUCCUCGCCCGCCCAGCUGGGACCCCGCGUGUCCCCCAUCUGCCUGGCCCCCGCCAACCUGGCCCUGCCCACCAACCUCCAGUGUGUCACCACCGGCUGGGGACGCACCAACACCAACUCCCAAGCCUUGGCGGCACGUCUGCAGCAGGUAACCUUGCCCCUGAUCUCCCAGAGCCAGUGCAUGCAGUACUGGGGCAACCGGAUCACCAGCUCCAUGCUCUGUGCCGGUGGGGUCGGCGCCUCCUCCUGCCAGGGUGACUCUGGCGGACCUCUGGUGUACCAGAACGGGAACGUCUGGACCUUGAUCGGCAUCGUUUCCUGGGGAAACAGCAACUGCAACGUCCACACGCCUGCCAUCUACACCCGCGUAAGCCAGUUCCGAAGCUGGAUCGACUACGUUGUUGCCCAGGGGUAGAGGCGGUGCCGGAGGGAUCCUUUC
Molecule: messenger RNA, 816 nt
Organism: Mesitornis unicolor (brown roatelo)
Lineage: Eukaryota; Metazoa; Chordata; Aves; Mesitornithiformes; Mesitornithidae
Gene: CTRL
Product: chymotrypsin-like
Exons: 7
Coding region: 1-792 (263 amino acids)
Biological process (GO): proteolysis
Molecular function (GO): serine-type endopeptidase activity
Source: RefSeq, a predicted model, not a curated record